GCCAUCGCGUGCUUGAUGGACAUGAACGCGCUGCUGGACCGCUUCCACAACUACAUCCUCCCGCACCUGCGGGGCGAGGACCGCGUCUGCCACUGCAACUGUGGCCGGCACCACAUCCACUACGUGAUCCCAUACGACGGGGACCAGUCCGUGGUGGACGCCUCCGAGAACUACUUUGUGACGGACAAUGUGACCAAGCAGGAGAUUGACCUCAUGCUGGGGCUGCUGCUGGGCUUCUGCAUCAGCUGGUUCCUGGUGUGGAUGGACGGCGUCCUACACUGUGCCGUGCGUGCCUGGAGGGCCGGCCGGCGCUAUGAUGGCUCAUGGGCCUGGCUGCCCAAGCUGUGCAGCCUGCGGGAGCUGGGCCGGCGGCCGCACAGGCCCUUCGAGGAGCCCGCGGGGAACAUGGUGCAUGUGAAGCAGAAACUCUACCACAACGGCCACCCCAGCCCGCGGCACCUGUGAGCCGUGCCCAGGACUCUCAGGCCACUAUGUGGAGGACAAGGGACCUCGUGGAUGCCCAGCGGGCAGGACAGGACUGCGGCCUUGGGCCCAGGGUGUCCUGGGCUGGGGCUGGCUGGGCUGGGGCUGCCGGGCAUGUCCAGCAGAAGGUGCUGUCUCCUCUUCUUUUUAUAAAGGGGGUCGGGUGGGGGCUGGGGUGGGGAUGCUGCCGGCCUUGGGACAGGAGCCUGGCUUCCCCGCCCUGGAGGUGCUGGGGGCCACCUGCUGGGCCCAGGGGGGACAGGCCAGGGUGGGGCUGCGCCUGCCUGAGGCCACAUCUGAUUGAAGACUGCUGUCUGUUUCCUGUGAACUGUUGUCUGUCCGUGUGUCCCUCGUCUGUCCCUCAGGGUCCAGAGGGGGGAGGCGUGGGCCGCCGUCUGCACACGGGAGCAUGUGCAUGGGGCGUGUGCGGCUGGGGGCGCGGAGGGGGGGCCCCAGCGGCAGCGUCCUGGCACCUCGCUGUGAAGCCCACCCUACCGGCCAGUAAAUUCUCCAGAAAGCUC
Messenger RNA from Chinchilla lanigera (long-tailed chinchilla), 1004 nucleotides. It is a transcript of the gene Tmem240, whose product is annotated as transmembrane protein 240. The record is from RefSeq and is a predicted model, not a curated record. Lineage: Eukaryota; Metazoa; Chordata; Mammalia; Rodentia; Chinchillidae.